CCAAUUGGCUUGCUAUGCCUAUUAACUGCCAAAGCUUACGGAGCAUCACGCGUGGUGAUAACGGAUGUCGUGGAGAGCCGAUUAAAAUUAGCUAAAGAACUUGGAGCGUUGGAAGCAAUCAACGUGAAGGACUUACAACCCAUCGAAGCAGCUCAAAGAAUUUGCAAAGCUUUCAAUGGUUUCACACCGGAUGCAGCUGUCGAGUGCAGUGGAGUGCCAGUCAGCACCGAGACCGCCAUGGUGGUAAUCAGGCUUUAG
This is a messenger RNA of Gongylonema pulchrum, 258 nucleotides long. The record is from the annotation of a GenBank genome assembly. Lineage: Eukaryota; Metazoa; Nematoda; Chromadorea; Rhabditida; Gongylonematidae.